AUGUCUUACUUUCUUCCUCACUUGACUAACGGGUGGCAAGUUGACCAAGCCAUUCUGUCAGAAGAAGAUAGGGUGGUUGUGAUUAGGUUUGGACAUGAUUGGGAUCCGACGUGUAUGAAGAUGGACGAGACGUUGUAUGGUAUCGCUGAGAAGGUCAAGAAUUUUGCUGUCAUUUACUUGGCUGACAUUACUGAAGUACCCGAUUUUAAUAAAAUGUACGAACUUUAUGAUCCAUGCACUGUGAUGUUUUUCUUCCGCAACAAACACAUAAUGAUCGAUUUAGGAACAGGAAACAAUAACAAAAUCAAUUGGGCGCUUGAGGACAAACAAGAACUUAUAGACAUAAUUGAGACUGUUUAUCGGGGAGCACGAAAGGGGAGAGGUCUUGUUGUAUCCCCGAAGGACUAUUCUACGAAAUAUAAAUACUAA
Molecule: messenger RNA, 429 nt
Organism: Paraglomus brasilianum
Lineage: Eukaryota; Fungi; Glomeromycota; Glomeromycetes; Paraglomerales; Paraglomeraceae
Source: the annotation of a GenBank genome assembly